CGUCAAAAGUGACGUUUCCCUAGUCAAGUAGCAAUGCAAAAUAAAAUUAACCGUGCAAGAACUCCGAAAACAGUCCGUUCCUCGCUGUCAUGUGUUGAGUGUGGCUAAGAUGUUAUAACUCCUUCCUCCAUGUACGAAGACAUGGUGACAAUGACUACUUUACUGGUGUCCGCGGCUGAAUUAUCAAACAUUUUUUCCGUAGUCGCAGUGCUGUUAUGUUUUUGUGCGAUGAUCCUGUUCAUCACAAGAAACAUGAUGGUGCUGCGAGUGCACGGCGACGAUUUCGUCUUUCCGAAUUCACUGCACCAAGUUUCUCCCAGGAUACCUCAGAUGAACAUGAUGAAAGUCCACAUACCCUUCACUUUUAAGCUAUUAGAAACGUCGAAAUCAACAUAUUCAGAAGUACAGUGCAGUCUAUCUAGUCAAGUAGAGUAUCAAAUCCAGGCGUUCUGGGGUGUGAACAUACGCGAAUUGCACAUUUUCCUGUGGAGGCCUUGGUCGGACCUGAGGGAUGCUGUAAAAAGGGGAGAUUUCCUGAGUGGAUUCUACCAAUAUACUGGAUUGCAAGUCAAGAAAAGUCCACAUUCUGAUCAAACAGUGACUUUGAAGCUGCCUGCCACGACACUGAAUUUGGGGACGCCGCCCAGGUUGUGUUAUCCUCUGGUUAUAUUCUUGUUCAGGAAUGACACAGAGGAUAACAUCCAUCCAGACGAGACGGUCGCCCUAAUAAACGUAGUCCACAUCAAGGACUCGGUUUGUACUCUGCCCACCAGCAUUUUGGCCCAGUACCUAAAGCAAGCCAACGGCCAAUUGUCAUGUUUGAAGCAAUUGUAUUUGGCUACUGGCAACCCUGGGGGCUACGAAGAGGGCCAGAUACCUCUAGCAGUGGCGGAACCGGUGGAAGGGGGUCCGGGACCGAUGGGACGCACCCUGGUCUGCCCCACAAACGACGACUCUGCUUUGUGGAACACUUCAGGCGAGCAGCUCUGCGUCGUCUGCCAGUAUUUCCCUUUGUCCAGGGCCUUAUUGCCGUGCAGGCAUACCUGCAUUUGCGCGAGCUGCUUUGUGAAGCUCGAUCGUUGCCCCAUGUGCCGGGGCCCCAUCAAGAGCUACUUCUGCAUCCGAGGUGAAGAGUACAUGCCCAUGCAGCCCAGCUCCAAAACCGUGCCCACCCACAGCCCCCUCUACAAUUGGCUAGACAGUUGGAACGACCGCCUGACGGACUUCCUCGGCUUCCAGCGGUAACAAGGGACUGUCUAUUUAUUGAAAUUCUAAUUUUCUAGAAUAAACUACUUAGAUAAAUUGCGUAGUCUAGAGCUAUUACUCAAUGUCGAUCAAGUAAACAUCACCGCAUUCGAGUGAUCAUUCUUAUUUUCGUUUCUUCUACUAGUAAGUUAAUUAGGUUGUGAGGUAGUUAACGUGUAAGAUAUUGAAUAUAUGUCCAUAUGACUUAGCGUUAGUAUUUAUGACCUAUGCAAUAACAUGAUUAAUAUUCUGUAUGUAAAAUCGACUUUUACACUAUAUUUUAGUAUUUCAUCUGACUUAAGCCUGUGAUAAUACAUACGUUUAAAAAUAAAGUAAAUCAGAUUUAUUAAACAUGA
Zophobas morio is the source of this 1601-nucleotide messenger RNA. RefSeq names its product cell growth regulator with RING finger domain protein 1-like. The record is from RefSeq and is a predicted model, not a curated record. Bases 130 to 1245 code for a protein of 371 amino acids. Lineage: Eukaryota; Metazoa; Arthropoda; Insecta; Coleoptera; Tenebrionidae. The transcript is spliced from 7 exons. Gene Ontology annotation, biological process: negative regulation of cell growth.